Messenger RNA from Pecten maximus, 1575 nucleotides. RefSeq lists its product as uncharacterized. NCBI's taxonomy places the organism in Eukaryota, Metazoa, Mollusca, Bivalvia, Pectinida, Pectinidae. The record is from RefSeq and is a predicted model, not a curated record. Bases 457 to 1389 code for a protein of 310 amino acids. Gene Ontology annotation, molecular function: protein binding. The transcript has 3 exons.
UGUAAAUCCUUGCACAAGGCAUAUUUCAGUGAUGUACAUACUGAACGAAACAUACCAUGCAUAUAUACUGUGUGAUGACCAAGUUCGAAAACGUUCAAGCCAGGAUCAAAGACAUUUCGACAAUGCUGAUGUAUCAUUUAAGACAGUUUUCGUCACUUAACUUUUUCCGAAGAAAAUAACGAAGUGUUUUUCCUUGUUCCAAGAAAUUCAUUUUAAGUGAAUUUAAUUGUUCUAAUUUGUCGUAAGUACUAUUACGUGUGUAGAUGAACAAAUCGGACUUAUCUCACAAAAAGGAAGCGACGAAAUGCGAAAGAUAAAACAAUAAGUAAUUUGUAUACUUCUGAUAAGAAAUGCACUACCUCACACUCACCUGGAAUUGGGAGAAGUGCAUAUAGAUAAUACUGACACAGGAAUAUCGUAGAUAAUACCUCAGACAGAUCAACAGGACUUGCAGUGAUGUUUCGGUUGGUCGUGUUAUUGGCGGGGCUAUUGAUGCUCGUUAGUGGACACUCUCUAUCUGAUUCAGAUACCGGAUGUGACGUUGUAGUUCUCCGUCUAGAAAAUAUGUUGACUGACCUUACAAAGCGCGUCGAUGACCUUGAAAAUCAAAGACAAACAGACAUCAUGGAUAUUUCAGGCGUUAUUCAAGAAAUGGAGGAGAUGAAAGACAAAAAUCGUCGCCUUGAGAGAAAACUAGAUCGUAUUCUCAAAACGAAAUCUGACGGACGGACUCAAACCACUGACUCAACCAAAUAUGAGUCUCAAACCAACUUGCAGUCUGCGAACCUUGAGAGUCAAUCUGACACACGGGUACCAACCCUGGACCAAAAGACUUACGCCAACACUUCGAUCGUGCGAGAUGAAAAUACACAGAGCGACAGCAUUGCUGAGGAGAAAUUAGUAAAACCUGACGACACCAGUACAUCGAAACACCAAGGUCGGAUCAGAAGGAACUCAUCUGCUAUCCUGGCCCCACGUCAAAUGAACCGUGUCGGACCGAGGAACCCCACCGCCUUCUUCACAACGUUAGGCCAUACAUUAACCGAAGUCGCAAGGGAACAGCUGAUUAUCUUUGAAAACGUAAUCGUAAACAAUGGCGGCCAUUAUGACGAGCACUCCGGUGUGUUUACUUGUGAUAUGGAGGGGACCUAUGUGUUUUCUUGGACAAUAUUCGUGAAAGAUGGCAAUUAUAUCUAUAGUGAACUGGUGAGGAACGGGAAUGCCUUUGCCUUUUCAGGUACAGGAGAUCAACACAAUGUUGACGCAUCCAGCACCACUGCUGUUGUAAACCUGAUGCCUGGUGAUAAAGUUUGGACCAGGGUAGUGACAAGAACAGUUGGAGCAGAUAUCUUCGCAUCUAAAUCAUCGUUUUGUGGUUUCAAGAUAUGAUAUCCUGUAAGAUGAUUUGCAAAUUCUAAGAUUUUAUAACAAAACAUGUCACCUUUUUGUUUCUGUUUUUCCUUUUAUCGAUGUGUAGAUAUACCGGCAGAAAAUAUCGACAUGUAAACGUGACCAUGGAUCUAACUCUAAAUCUAUAUAAUGAUUAGAACCCUUACAAUAAAAAGAAGACAUUCU